Lytechinus variegatus (green sea urchin) is the source of this 429-nucleotide messenger RNA. RefSeq names its product mitochondrial import inner membrane translocase subunit Tim21-like. Gene Ontology annotation, biological process: protein import into mitochondrial matrix. Gene Ontology annotation, cellular component: TIM23 mitochondrial import inner membrane translocase complex. The record is from RefSeq and is a predicted model, not a curated record. NCBI's taxonomy places the organism in Eukaryota, Metazoa, Echinodermata, Echinoidea, Temnopleuroida, Toxopneustidae. The transcript is spliced from 6 exons. Bases 1 to 429 code for a protein of 142 amino acids.
AUGUUUGCACAAACAUCCAAGGAUGCAUCCUAUGCAGGUAUCAUUGUCUUGGGUGUUGGAAUCACAGGGCUUAUGUUUUACACAUUGGGGAAAGAGCUCUUCUCAUCAGAUAGUCCUAAUGGUAUUUACACAAAGGCCUAUAAAUUGUGUAAAAAUAAUGUAGAGAUUCAAGAUGCACUGGGAACACCCAUCAAAGGAUAUGGUGAAAUGACUAGGAGGAAACGUAGACGGCAUGUAAGCCAUCUUGAGUACUCACAGGAGGGUGUUAACUUCAUGAGAAUGAAAUUCUAUUUAGAAGGACCGGAGAGGAAAGCUACUGUACACCUAGAGAUGAAACAGAAUGAGAGUGGGCGAUAUGAGUACAGGUAUCUGUUUGUUGAACUUGACGGCCAUCCCAAACGAACAAUCAUUCUCGAAGAUAACAGAUAA